CAAACCAAGAUGGCGGCCGUCGUGGAGAGAGUUGAUGGAUGUGUUGGGUCCUUGGACGCAGACGCGGUGUCACCGAGACAGUCCACCCCUCCACCGGACCAGCCGCACCAGAACAACCCGCUGUUAGGGCUGCCCAUCGUGGCCAUUGAGACUAUUCUCAAUUUUCUGUCUUACGACGAAAUCAGCUUGCUGCGCUCGGUGUGUAAGCGCAUGGACAUGAUCUGCCAGCGUGUCCUGAAUCAGGGCUUCCUGAAGGUGGAGCGUUACCACAGCCUGUGUCAGAGGCAGGUCAAGGCCCAGUUGCCCAGGCGAGAGUCGGAGAGGAGAAACCAUUCGCUGGCUCGUCACGCUGACAUUCUGGCUGCCGUGGAGACGCGCCUUUCUCUGCUCAACAUGACCUUCAUGAAAUAUGUUGACUCCAACCUCUGCUGCUUCAUCCCUGGAAAGGUGAUAGAUGAAAUUUACCGCGUGCUGCGCUACGUGAACUCUACUCGAGCACCCCAGCGAGCUCACGAGGUUCUCCAAGAGUUGAGGGAUAUUUCCUCCAUGGCCAUGGAGUACUUUGAUGAGAAAAUCGUCCCCAUCCUGAAGAAGAAGCUGCCAGGUGCUGACCUGUCCGGCCGCCUUAUUGGCUCUGCACCAGUGGCAGGUCCAUCUACCUCCUUGACUACCAUGUCCCUGCUGGCCAAGAACACUCCGUCACGCUCUGAGAUGACCAAGGUGCAGCAGCAGGUGAAGGUGAAUGGGGCAUCGAUGACGGUCCUGCGGAGGGAGAUGCAGGAAAUUCGUGUCAAGCAGUUGGAGCAGCAGAAGCAGCUGCAGGACCAGGAGCAGAAGCUGCUGGAACAGACACAGGUGAUUGGAGAGCAGAACGCUCGCCUCGCUGAGCUGGAACAUAAGCUCCGCGAACUGAUGGACAGUAGUUCUGCUGCUAUGGGGGGACCAAGGCCCAGCACAGCCGUCCCCUCCACAUCCAGCACCACUGCUGUGUCUUCCACUGCUGCCAGCACAUCCGUGAGUGUGUUGGCAAGUGGCAGCAUGGUUGCAGCCUCUCUACCCAGAGAGCCAGAGGGUGAGGGAGGGUCAUCGCUCAAACGCAGCAGAAAGAGCUCAGACCUUCCACGACAGUCCAAACGGCUGCGCAGCAAGAAAUAAGAGACUCAGUGUGUCAUUUAGUUUUUGGUUUCAAGGUCUGACUCUGACACCUUAUCCCCCCCCCCAGCAACACUCAUGACCUGUACUGUCUGUGAGAUGAGUCAGUAGUAUCCCUGUAUGCUUUGCCAGUGUCACCCCCCCCCCCCCCCCCCCCCCCCAAACACACACAUAAUGUACUGCAAACACUUCUGUGGGUGCUGAAUUUGACAAUAGUGUUAAAUGACUGACUGUUGUCCACAGCUAAAACACUGAGCCCAGAACGUCCACACUGACAGGGUCAACUUCUAUUUUCUUUCUUUUUGUCAGCAAAUCUGUGAGGUGACAGGAAACAGCUGGAGAGAGAGACACAAGGGAUGACAUGUUGCCAGAAUCAAAGAUUGUGAUUAUGUGGUAUGCGUCUUAACCAGUAGGCUACCAUGGCAAGCCACAAAUAUUUGAAUAAGUUGCAUUUAAUAAAAAGGCUAUUAAAUAGUAAUUUCCUAAAGUUUUUAGUAAACGUCACUCAAAUAGGAAGAAAGCAGUGUGGCUUAUUGACAUGUUUUUAAUCAUUUUUGGACAACAAUGGAGCUCUCUGGCACAGAGGAAUAAGAUAUAUCAGACUUUGAUAUACACAUUAUACUUGAAAGUAGAUCAUUGUUGGUUUGCCUCUCCACAUGAGAUUUGUUGACAAUAAGAAAAAUAUAGAUUAUAUUCAUGCCUAUCCUAUCAUGUCUUAGCCACUUAACUAAAUCAAAGUAUAGGCAGGUGGUCGGCCGUUUGUAGCUAAGAAGACUAUUUAAUGAAGGUUAGAUUAAAAUGACUUUUUAAUGUAGAUGCUUUUCUAAGAGGCUCAUAUGUUUGCAAAAAUUUGGAAUUACAAAACAGAAAUUCUGAUGGCCCAUGAGUAGACUCUUUUCACAGACAUUUUGACUUUUCAAAGCAGGAAAAGCACAGAUGGAAUUAAUAACAUUAAUGAUGGCUGCAUUCCAUUUAGGUGGGCCAGUUCCAGGCUAUGGUAUUGUGCAUGUUCACUCACUGAAGUGACUUAUUUGGACAAUUAAUGGAAUGGAGCCAUCAUUAAUGUUAUUAUUUACAGCUGUGCUUUUCCUGAUUUAACAAGUCCAAAUGUCAGCUGUGAAAAGGGUAUUUUUGGUUAACAGAAGUCACAUGGUUUUGCCUCACCUGUUUUCUUAAUUUGCUUCUCAGGAUGUAUAUGUGGUCAAUGCAGUUCCUCUUCCUGAAAUAAAAUCUACAAAGAAAUUUUAUCUCAGAAACAUGCACAACUAAAAGGAUAUCAGGUAAAAAAAAUAUGGUAUCUCAAUGGUCCUUAAAUUACAAGUUCAAGUAACUGGACCUUUAUUGAAGCUGCAUGUUAGGGGUAAUCUGUGAUCUCCUCUCCAUUUUCACAUGGGUUGGAAGUCAAAAUCCAUAAGCAUUUAUUUCAUUCACACUUGCUUCUUCCUAAUUUUGGCUAAGUGCAAUAAAAAUAAUCUCAAAAGUAAUAAGCAAUUUAUAUUUCUCGACAGUAGCUUGGUUGUUCUAUCCAAAACUGCACCUCAAAUCAGGUCAGUUGGAUCUGAUCACUUAUUGAACCACCAUAAAUAGGAAGAAUUGGGUCUUAAAAAAGAAAAACGGCAGUGUUCAGGCAGCAUUAGUCGAAGUGUCACCCUCUUAAUGUUGACUCUUUCCUUCUCUGCCUGGCAGAGGACCUGACAUGGAGGUAGAUGUUGUUUAUGAAGGGACUUUGCUUUCCAUUGUGCCUCAGUAACCAACUGACAGAUAUCAUUGUUCUCUGAUCCUUAGAAAUGCAACAGUGAUAAUGGAAGUCAUGGUUCUGCUGUGUAUGAAAAUAAUUUUUUUAAAAGGUUUCCAUUGAGAGAAAACCGUUCUUUAGCUCUAGUGUGCAUGAAAGCACCUGAUGCUAAUGCACCACUUUUACACGAGAAGUUACUGUAUGUGUUGUGCUAAAGAGGAAAAAUAUAACUGCUCUCCAAUGACAAAACUAUGUUUGGCAUCAGUCAUUUAAGGAUCAUACCAGUGUUUUUAAAUAUUUCAGCCUAUUAUGUAUAGCUCCAUACAACCAAACAUUUUACAAAGUGCACUGUGUUACAUUUUUUAUGUGUUGUUUUGAGAGCCACUGAGUGCCAUUUGUUUCACUGCAGAAACUUGCAUGUCAUGACUUUGAUUCAGUUUUCAAAUUGAAAAAACAUGGCAGCUGAUCUUGAAAACAUGUUCAAAUUGCUCCUCAUCUCUCCUCUGAAAUCACUUUAUCAAAAUCUGAGAAAUACACCAUGCAAUUACACAAUCAUGCUUUGUUUAAUGCCAACAGUUUCUGGUUGAAGCCAUUGUUCUUGAGGCUGGUCAAAUAUAUUAACUUAAGGUCACUUGCUAGCUUUUUCUGGCACUUUCAACCAUAUCUCACAGUCUUCAUCAGUUCAUUACAUGAAAACUCCAUCCACUGAUGAAGACCUGUUGAAAGCUCUGGAAAAAGCUAGAAGUGACUUUGGUUUAAGAGUAUUUUGUCACAUUGGACAUAGUAGUUUGAAAACUGUAAGAUGUGGUUGAAAGUUCUUGAAAAAAGCUAGUAAUUGGGCCUUGAUUUUUAUUUUUUCAUGAAACUUCUGUUUCCAAUUUCACAACAUAAUCUUAGCUCAAAGGUCCACUUCUUAGCUUUUCUUCAGAGCUUUCAACUUCAUCUCAAAGCCUUCGUCAACUGACGGAGUUUGGUCUAUUUCCAAGGUCACGAGGGAGCUUUCAUGUCCAGUUCUUGAAAUUUUGGAGCUCAGAUCAUCAUGUUAACAGGUCUCAAGUUUCUGAUUACUCCAACAGAUACCCAGUGUUUGAAAGUGGGUGAAAACAGAGGAAAAACACUUGUAUGGUCCUUAAAAGUCAAAGUAUGUAAAAUAGUAGUAAUUUAUACUAUACAUGUAAUGAUAUUUAAAGGGUCUAGUCACCAAAAACAUGUCUCACUUCCUCUCUAGUGGUAUCUCUCCAUGCAGAUCAUUUUUUGAUUUACUUGUCCACAUCGCUGAGACUUGAGACCAGAGGAAGACAUUUUUGACCCUUUUUAAAUAAUGUCACCUUUUUAAAAAAAUGUUGCAACACCAACUUUGAAAUAGAAGUUUAAAAUGAGCCCAUUGCAAUUAGUGUAAGGGAACUACCAGAACUUGUGACUGGUUUGCAGUGACAGUAGAGGGCUACUGGAAAUGUUGUUUUAUAUUUGUGCUCAACAGAAUGGCUCAGAGUAAGAUGAAAUAGUUUCCCCAGCUGCAGUUCAAAAAGAUUUGUCUCAGCUCACAUGUGCAGUAGCACUGUUCCCCUCUCCUGUGCAAACUUGUCUCUUGCCUUGUGAGGCUAGGUUAGCUGUGAGCCCAUAUUGUGGCUGCACUUUUGUUUGUUUUUUGUUUUUAAGCUUUUCUGUUGUUUGGAUGACCUUAACCACUCAUGGCAUGAACUUUUGGUAAAGAAACCUUGGAAAUGCAGUUCACAUCUUGGUGAACACUGGCAUGUAUUAUAAAGACACUGGGCAGCAAAUCACAAGAAGAUGUAUAAUCUAGUGGCUUAAUUUGAGACUGCGUCUCAGUUUAGAAAAUUGUACUGUAAUCUUCAUGUACUUUAAAGUGUAGAUUGUGAAUUAUUUCAUGUAUGUAUACCAAGGAAACUAUCUUUUUGAGUUGGCCAACUUGGGGCUGUACGAUUUUGUUGCACACAUUACUGUUACAAAUGUACAAAUCAAACCUAUUAAAAUUCAACUUAACUUA
Messenger RNA from Thunnus maccoyii (southern bluefin tuna), 4895 nucleotides. It is a transcript of the gene fbxo28, whose product is annotated as F-box protein 28. Gene Ontology annotation, biological process: protein polyubiquitination. The record is from RefSeq and is a predicted model, not a curated record. Gene Ontology annotation, molecular function: protein binding. The transcript is spliced from 5 exons. NCBI's taxonomy places the organism in Eukaryota, Metazoa, Chordata, Actinopteri, Scombriformes, Scombridae. The coding region runs from base 10 to 1155 and encodes 381 amino acids.